AUGGCUGUGCUCAAGUGGGCUUCGACCGGCCUCGGCGGGGGGGGCGGGUUGUCCCGGUUGCGGACGCGUUCUGCAGCCCCCUGGGCGUGGUCUGGGCCGCUCGAACCGGUCAGCAUCGAGCAACGCAACGAAGCCUUUCGCGUGCGCUCCGACGGCCAGGCGCGAGGCGACGCGGCGACCGUGCGGGCUUCGCAGCGAGCGGUAUCCAAGACCGCCGAUUCUUUGCCGGCCGAUCCGUACCAGGCGGGCGUCGUGCUCGACGCCGUCGUGAAGAGGUACCCGGAGGCGGCGGCCUCCGUCGGCCUGCGAACGCAGUCCGACGUCUCUUUGGCUGAGGAGCUGCUCGGGCGCGUGCGCAAGUCACUCGCGGGCAUCUUCGCGACGGACGGGAAGCGGUCGCGCGGGUCGCUGACGAACGACGAGCAUCAGGCGGUCGACACACUGCUCGUCUUCCUGGCGCAGGAGGAGGAGGGCGAGGCGCUGCAGCGCGGCCGACACGCGAAGAAGGCGAAGGCGGACGGCGGCGAGGUGCCGGUCGCCAAGGUGUCGCGCGUGCGCGAGAUCGCUGAGCUGCUCGGCAUGUCGCCGUCCACCACGCACCGCCGCCUCGUUGCGGCCCUCGAGCGGCGGCGCAAGCUGGAUGACCCCGAGCUGCGGGCGUAUUGGCUUGCAACGCGGACGCUGCUCGGCCACCGGCACAGUGACGAGGUGAAGCGCAUGGUGCUCGAGUUCUACGUGGCGCACCCCUCGAUCAAGCGCUCGCCCAUCAAGUCCGACGUGCUGAAAUUCAAGGACGACCAGGGCGAGGACAUCUUCGUGCCCAAGCUGUUGAGCGAGGUCUCGCUGACGGACGUGUACCUCGACUUCAAAAAGGCCAACCCGACCGUCAUCAUUGGCGAGGCUGCCUUCCGGAAGCUGAGGCCACGCGAGCUGCGGCGCAUGACCAAGCGCCACUUGGACAUGUACUGCAUCGAGUUCCGGCUCCAGCACCAGGCCCUGAACCGGGCGCGCGCGUCGCUCGCCAAGCGGCACGGCGCCGGCUACACGGCCGCGUACGACCACGCCGCGCCCAAGGACGCCGUCGCUGCCUCGCUGUGCCAGCCAUGCGACGCGACGGGCUCGGCGAGCCUGACGCGGAUACUCUCCGACACAUUUGCUCGAGGGGCACCUGCCACCGGCAAAAAAACCAACCCCGCUACGGUGUAUGAGACACGUGAGGUGGAGACGUCGUACGUCGACGAGACCACUGGCGACCGCAAGAAGACGUCGAAGCUGAUGCUGGUCGAGAAGACCGUGCCUAUCGGCGAAUUCAUGCAGCAGUACCGAGAGAAACUGCAAUACUUCUGCUUUCACAACCAGAUGGCAAAGUGGACCUGGAUGGUGCGCAAAGACAGGGCGGCCAUUCGGAAAGGUGACCUCUCGCUGAUCAUGGACUACUCGGAGAAACUCAACCGCCUGCGCAGGACGCAGAUUCAGACUGAGCAUUGGGUCAAUACCGCUAUCACUAUCGAGGUGGCUGUGGCUGAGGGGUUCAAGGCGACGAUCCCGGCGGACGACCCGGUGCUGGCCGGGCUCGCCUCCAUGUCGCCUGAGGAGCGGGGCAAGGAGCUCGACUCGCUCGGUGUGCUAGAGAAGCAGAUCUACUACCACUGCUCUGACUACAAGGCGCAAGAGGCCAAAGUGACGACGCACAACAUGCGUGUCAUGCUGGAUGAGCUGCUGCAAGCGAAUGUGCUACUAGACGGGGGCACUGUGUGGCUCAAGACGGACGGGUGCGCUAAACAGUACAAGUGCAGCAAAGCCAUGUACCUGCUCUGCGUGCUAGUCGCUGACCUGCGGGCGAAAGGGAAGCGUGUGACCAUCGACCAGAUGCUGGAGGUCACGGGGCACGGCAAGGACGAGGCGGACGGGCACGGGGGCGUGUUUAAGAACUGGCUCACCGGCGAGAUGAUGCGGUCGGACUUCAUGGAGGGGGACGAGUCGGUCGUCGCCUCGUCUGACGCAAGGGAGGGAGAGGCUGUCAGCUUCGCAGAUGCGUGCGCGAAGCGCGCGCGUGAGGGUUUUGGCGACCUCAAGCCGGCCGGGAUGAACUCCAAGCGGCGCGAGAA
This is a messenger RNA of Emiliania huxleyi CCMP1516, 2108 nucleotides long. RefSeq lists its product as hypothetical. The annotation marks the transcript as partial. The transcript has 5 exons. Lineage: Eukaryota; Haptophyta; Isochrysidales; Noelaerhabdaceae. The record is from RefSeq and is a predicted model, not a curated record.